AGUCCGGACACUUUCCCCCCCCCUUCCAGUCCGGACACUUUCCCCCCCUUCCAGUCCGGACACUUUCCCCCCCUUCCAGUCCGGACCCUUUCCCCCCCUUCCAUUCCGGACACUUUCCCCCCCCCUUCCAGUCCGGACACUUUCCCCCCCCCUUCCAGUCCGGACACUUUCGCCCCCUUCCAGUCCGGACACUUUCACCCCCUUCCAGUCCGGACACUUUCCCCCCCUUCCAGUCCGGACACUUUCCCCCCCCUUCCAGUCCGGACACUUUCACCCCCUUCCUCUCCGGACACUUUCCCCCCCUUCCAGUCCGGACAC
Staurois parvus is the source of this 318-nucleotide messenger RNA. The record is from the annotation of a GenBank genome assembly. Lineage: Eukaryota; Metazoa; Chordata; Amphibia; Anura; Ranidae.